AAAACUGACUUUUAAUUUCGUCAGCUUUUAACAUGUUUUGCGUGACGCUAAAUUUUUUUAGACUUUAGUUAAAUACAAAAUCUGCAAUGAAUAUAGCCUUCGGCCUUGAAGUUGCAGGCUCAGGCAAUCAAAUUACAACAAAUGCUUCCUUGAACCAAUGACUUCCUUGUUGUAUAGAAAACUAAUGAACACUCGAAUUUAUUGUAAUAACUUGAAUAAAGAUCCUGUUGACAGUUCGAAGACUAGAUUUACCUUUAACGAAUUUUAAACGGCUAAAACAGACCAGCAGCUUGGAAUUUAUGUUGCCUGCUUAAAACAGUGUGGCAGCCCUUAAGUUGGUCAAACAAUAUAAAAAGAAUUGAAAGAAGCAGUUAUCAUUGCAGAUUCCCAUGAUCGUUGUUGUGUUUGGAAGUGUUGAGAUAGCACCACAUAGCACCGCUCCGCGCCACCUGCCGCCUUGACCGCGGCAGCGAGUCAUGCUAGUCCGGUAGUCAUGUAAAAACACUAACCGCACACGCAAUAUUUGAUAAUAGAUAAUUCAUAAUGCCUAUAUUAUGACAAUUCAAUACAUCUCAAAAAAUUAAAAGCAUAGCUUGUAGUAAUCAUGUAGUGAAAAAAUGGUCAAUGCAACGAAUAUUAUCUUAGGGGCAUGAUGUGUUACACUUACGCAUUAUGAUGUGUACUCGCUUAUUUGUGAAUAACUUUAAAUUGGAAAUUUCCUUGAUAGUUCAGAGUACGAUUUUAGUCUUUGUGAAUAAGAAAAAAUGACAGGAACAUAUUAUUGUUGUGAUGAUAAUACAUGUUGUGAAUUUGUCAAUCUUUAUAUUAACUGAAAAAGUAUCCUUGCUUCGUAAAACAUUAAUUAUACGAGUAGCUGCGAACGUGUACCGUAGAAAGCUGGUGUACGGCUAUAAAUCCACUUCUCGACACCACAACCUCCAUUGUCUUGCCAGUCGUCAUCGCGGCUUCAUACCUUAAAACAUCGUUUCAUAACAGUCUUUUGUUUUCAAUAUUGUAUGAAAUUGAAAUAUAUUUUAUUACUUUUUUAAUUUUGCUAGUGCAUCAGUGUGAGUGUUUAUAAAGUGCGCAAUGGAAAUGGACAGUAAACAAUUUCGGGAGUUCGGGAAAGCUGCCAUUGAUAUAUUGGCGGACUACUACGAUCACAUACGGGAUAGAAAUGUACUGCCAUCCGUAGAACCGGGACAAUUGAUAAGACAAAUGUCAGAAGAUGCACCCGAACAACCCUGCGAAUGGCAAGACGUUUUAAAAGACUUCACUGAAAAAAUUUUGCCUGGCACAACUCACUGGCAUCAUCCUCAAUUUCAUGCGUAUUAUCCAACUGGAAUCUCGUACGCCAGUAUUGUGGGCAACUUACUUAGUGAUGGCCUUGGAGUUGUUGGCUUCACCUGGAUUGCAAGUCCUGCUUGUACUGAACUAGAAGUGGUUACAAUGAAUUGGCUUGGCAAGUUACUUGGUCUACCUGAAGAAUUUCUUAAUUGCUCCUCAGGACCUGGAGGAGGAAUUAUUCAGGGUUCUGCCAGCGAGUCUACACUCGUCGGACUUCUUGCUGCUAAAGAUAAAAUGAUCCGAAGACUCACCAAAGAGAACCCCGGUCUUGACCCCGAUGACAUACAUAAGAAGCUAAUUGCUUACACUUCAGACCAAUGUAAUUCUUCAGUAGAAAAAGCUGGAGUACUCGGUUCAAUGAAAAUGCGCUUAUUAAAAUCUGAUGCUUUCGGUAAAUUACGUGGAGAUACACUAAAGAAAGCCUUCGAAGACGACGUAGCCGAGGGACUCAUACCCUGCUACGUUGUUGCAAAUUUAGGAACAACAGGAACUUGCUCAUUUGAUCCUCUUUAUGAACUUGGACCUAUAUGUAAAGAAAACAACGUAUGGUUACAUGUAGAUGCUGCGUAUGCUGGUAGUGCUUUCAUAUGUCCGGAAUACAGAGGUUUUAUGAAAGGUGUAGAAUACGCCGACUCUUUUGAUAUAAACGCACACAAAUGGUUACUCGUAAAUUUCGAUUGCUCUGCAAUGUGGGUACGAGAUGGAUACGACUUGAUCAAUGCAUUCGAUGUUCAAAGAAUUUACUUAGAUGAUGUCAAAACUAGUUUGAAAAUACCAGACUACAGGCAUUGGCAGAUGCCGUUAGGCCGCCGAUUUAGAUCACUAAAGUUGUGGUCGGUGAUGAAAACUUACGGUGCAGAAGGCUUGAGAAGACAUAUCAGAAAUCAUAUUAGUCUCGCACAACAUUUUGCGAAGCUAGUGAAAUCAGAUGAAAGAUUUAUUGUUGAGCCAGAACCAAUAAUGGGAUUGGUGUGUUUUAGGCUUAAAGAUGGGGACAAUUUAACGAGAAAAAUGUUAGAAAAUCUGACUGCUAAGAAAAAAGUUUUUAUGGUGGCAGCGAGUUAUCGUGGCCGCUACAUAAUACGUUGGGUGAUCUGUUCGCUCUUCACAACGAAAGACGAUGUUGAAAUCAGCUGGAUGAAUAUUAAGCAGGAGGCAGAUAUCGUUUGUUUAAAUAAUAAAUGCGUCAAAUCCAAAAUAUCAAACAUUGAAAGCAUAGAAAGCGUAAGCAUCUCUGAAGAAAAAUCGAAAUAAACUUUACUCUUAUUGAUUUACUUUGAGUUUAUUCUUUGGUGCAUAAUAAAAAAAAAACACUUCAACUAUUGCUAGAAGGUGAUAUUAAAUUUUUCUUUCGUCAUUUAAUUGGUCAAAAUUUCAAACAAUUUGAGGUUGAAUGAAAUGCUUUUAACUUUUAAGUGCUUCGGUAUGAUAAUUUAAGUAGUCGUAGGAAAAUGGUACAAUGUUAAAGUUUAAGAAAAUAGGUAAUAAAGUGCAACACAAUU
Messenger RNA from Papilio polytes (common Mormon), 2849 nucleotides. It is a transcript of the gene amd, whose product is annotated as aromatic-L-amino-acid decarboxylase. The transcript is spliced from 5 exons. Gene Ontology annotation, biological process: catecholamine metabolic process; amino acid metabolic process. The coding region runs from base 1090 to 2601 and encodes 503 amino acids. The record is from RefSeq and is a predicted model, not a curated record. Gene Ontology annotation, molecular function: pyridoxal phosphate binding; aromatic-L-amino-acid decarboxylase activity. NCBI's taxonomy places the organism in Eukaryota, Metazoa, Arthropoda, Insecta, Lepidoptera, Papilionidae.